CCGUUUAAUUUAGGUGACAGUCAGAGUGUCUACCAAAACUAAUCGUACAAAACCGAACUGAAUUGAACCGAAAUGGCCAUGCCUGCUUUUCUUCAGCUUUAAGGGAAAAGAUCAAAGAUUGGGUCUUCAACACUUGAGAGAGUCUCUGUCUCUGUAAAAGAUAUUUGAGCUUGAGAAGAACAGAAGAAACUUCCAGGAUCAAUCAAUCGAUCAACUUUAGUGAACUAACUCUUGAUUUUUCAUUCGAAGUUAUGGAAUCGGUUCCCGAAUCCGUACCAUCGCCGAACUCGAAUACACCGUCAAUACCACCGCCGGUGAACUCCGUACCGCCUUUCUUGAGUAAAACCUACGACAUGGUUGAUGAUCCGUUGACCAAUGAGGUCGUUUCGUGGAGCAGCGGGAACAACAGCUUCGUCGUCUGGAGUGCCCCGGAGUUCUCGAAGGUGCUCUUGCCCAAGUAUUUCAAGCACAACAACUUCUCCAGCUUCGUCAGACAGUUAAAUACUUAUGGUUUCAGAAAAGUUGAUCCUGACCGAUGGGAAUUUGCAAAUGAAGGAUUUCUUAGAGGCCGAAAACAACUACUGAAGAGUAUUGUCAGGAGAAAACCUUCGCAUGUGCAGCAGAAUCAGCAACAAACUCAAGUUCAGAGCUCAUCUGUUGGUGCUUGUGUCGAGGUGGGGAAGUUUGGAAUAGAAGAAGAAGUGGAAAGACUUAAGCGGGAUAAGAAUGUUCUUAUGCAAGAACUCGUCAGGUUAAGGCAGCAACAGCAAGCUACUGAAAACCAACUGCAGAAUGUGGGACAGAAAGUUCAGGUGAUGGAGCAAAGGCAACAACAAAUGAUGUCGUUUUUAGCAAAGGCUGUUCAAAGUCCAGGUUUCUUAAACCAGUUAGUACAACAGAAUAAUAAUGAUGGCAACAGACAAAUUCCAGGAAGCAACAAAAAGAGGAGACUUCCUGUAGAUGAGCAGGAGAAUCGUGGUGACAAUGUGGCUAAUGGUCUUAACCGCCAGAUUGUUAGAUAUCAGCCGUCGAUAAACGAAGCAGCACAAAAUAUGCUUCGACAGUUCUUAAAUACUAGUACCUCACCUCGGUAUGAAUCAGUUUCAAACAAUCCUGACAGUUUCCUAUUGGGUGAUGUUCCCAGUUCUACCUCUGUAGACAAUGGGAACCCUUCAAGUAGAGUUUCUGGAGUAACAUUGGCCGAGUUUUCACCCAACACAGUUCAGUCAGCAACGAAUCAAGUACCCGAAGCAAGUUUGGCUCAUCAUCCUCAAGCUGGUCUGGUUCAGCCAAAUAUAGGUCAAAGUCCGGCUCAAGGAGCAGCACCUGCAGACUCUUGGAGCCCUGAAUUUGAUUUAGUUGGAUGCGAGACAGAUAGUGGAGAGUGUUUUGAUCCAAUAAUGGCUGUUUUAGAUGAGUCAGAAGGCGAUGCAAUUUCUCCUGAAGGUGAGGGCAAGAUGAAUGAGUUACUGGAGGGAGUCCCUAAGCUGCCCGGAAUCCAAGAUCCAUUCUGGGAACAGUUCUUUUCUGUUGAACUCCCAGCGAUUGCAGAUACAGACGAUAUUCUAUCAGGAUCAGUGGAGAAUAAUGACUUGGUAUUGGAACAAGAACCAAACGAGUGGACCCGUAAUGAACAACAAAUGAAGUAUCUUACUGAACAAAUGGGACUGCUUUCCUCAGAAGCACAGAGGAAAUAAAGGGGAGGUUGCAAAAGGAGAUAUGAAGGAACGAGGAAUAUAUCAGAUGGUGUGUAUACCCUUUACAUUUUUACUUAAAUGAAAAAAAAACAGAGAGAAGAAACAUAAAAGAUUUACCACCAAGCUUGUGAAUAGUUAGUAGAGAUCGGUUUUUGUGUUGUUUAUAUUAUACUUUUGUGUGAAAACGUUCAUCUUGUUCAAUUAUCAUCUCACUAGUACGGUAAUCUGUUGGUCACUGACCGGUUAAUGACCAAAAAAUCAAGAUUAUUUUCUUAUGUUUAUUUCUUUUGAUCAUGAAGAUCC
Arabidopsis thaliana (thale cress) is the source of this 2000-nucleotide messenger RNA. RefSeq names its product heat shock factor 3 (gene HSF3). Gene Ontology annotation, biological process: regulation of DNA-templated transcription. Bases 252 to 1697 code for a protein of 481 amino acids. NCBI's taxonomy places the organism in Eukaryota, Viridiplantae, Streptophyta, Magnoliopsida, Brassicales, Brassicaceae. Gene Ontology annotation, molecular function: DNA-binding transcription factor activity; sequence-specific DNA binding. Gene Ontology annotation, cellular component: nucleus; cytoplasm. The transcript is spliced from 3 exons. The record is from RefSeq and is marked reviewed.